CUGGCCGCGCAUUGAACCCAUAUGUAUAGAGCAUUGCUACAUACUGCUAAGACAUGAGGACUUUGGCACUGUUGAGGUGUGUGGACCAUACAUACUGCUGAGGUGUGUGGACCAUACAUAUUGUUGAGGUGUGGACCAUACAUAUUGCUGAGGUGUAUGGACCAUACAUACUGCUGAUGUGUGUGUACGAUACAUACUGUUGAUGUGUGGAGUCUGUGGACCAUACGUACUGCUGAGGUGUUGACUAUACACACUGCUGAGGUGUGGACCAUACUGUUACAUAUUGCUGAGGUGUGUGUACCAAUACGAACUGCUGAGGUGUGGACCAUACAUACUGUUGAGGUGUGUGUACUAUGUACUGCUGACGUGGAUAUGGUGGCACUUGAGUGGCCCUGUACAUACUGCAUCAUACAUACCGUCGUAUAGAGGGGCUACAGUCGGUGUAGAUGGACGGUGGUGGCGCCACCGCCUUCAUGUUAGCUGUGACGCCACCACGCCGGCAGACAAACAACAAGAGAGUAGCGAUGGAGUGCUCGGCCAGUAGUUCCGAGGAGGAGAACGUGGCAGAGAGCAACUUCAAGGCUAAGGACAUGGGCAUGCGCGUGCAGAAGAAGAUCUUUGGCAAGAUGGCGACCAAGGGUAUCGCCAAAGUCUUCAUCGACGAUACGGCAGGCAAGGCGCUCGACUGUCUCUACCGGAUGGGCAAGGAGUACAGCGGCAACAAGAAGGACGCCGAGCGGCACAUGAAGUACCUCAUCAAGACCGUCGUCAAGGUCGGCGUGCUCUACCGCAACGAGCAGCUCAACGACGACGAACACCGCGCCGCCGACGCGUUCCGCACAAAGUUCCGCACGGCGUGCAUGACGGCGAUCAGCUUCCACGACGUCGACUACUCGUUCGAUCGGCAGCACCUCGCGCGCCUCCUCGCCGACUGCGGCGCCCUCAUGCAGGCGAUCGUGCGGCACCACCUGACGGCGAAGUCGCUCGAGCGCGCCGCGCUCGUUUUUCGGUAUUUCGGCGGCGAGGAUUUUCUGGAGUCGGCGUACCGCAAGGAGAACCGCGCGCAGCUGUCGGUGCUGAUCGCGUGCCUGAACAAGAUGAUGGACGACGGCGUGUUGUAGGUGGCGCCACCGCGUGGAGCUGACGGUGUGUUGUAGGUGGAGCCACCGCGCGCAGCUGACGGUGUGUUGUAGGUGGCGCCACCUCGCAGCUGACGGUGUGUUGUAGGUGGCGCCACCGCGCGCAGCUGUCGGCGCUGAUCGCGUGCCUCAACAAGAUGAUGGACGACGGCGUGUUGUAGGUGGCGCCACCGCGCAACUGACGAUGUGUUGUAGGUGGCGCCCCCGCGCGCAGCUGACAGUGUGUUGUAGGUGGCGCCACCGUGCGCAGCUGUCGGCGCUGAUAACGUGCCUCAACAAGAUGAUGGACGACGGCGUGUUGUAGGUGGCGCCACCGCGCGCAGCUGACGCUGUGUUGUAGGUGGCGCCACCGCGUAGCUGACGGUGUGUUGUAGGUGGCACCACCGCGCGCAGCUGACGUCAUGUUGUAGGUGGCGCCACCGCGCAGCUGACGGUGUGGUGUAGGUGGCGCCACCACACGCAGCUGUCGAGGACGUUUCAGAUGCUCGCUUGUUGACAAGAGAGCAUGCGACCGUAUUCUUGGGAUCGGCAGCCGAGCCGAUAGCUAUUAGGCACCAUUGGCAAUAGGUGGCGCUGUUGUUUCUGGCGCUGUCUAUCGUCAGUUUGUGAUGUCAUGGCGCGUAUUUCUGAGCGGUGAAUCCAGGUUGGCGAAAAUUCCAACAGAGGGCACUGUCGACCAUAUUGAACCUAGCCUAGGCUGUGCCCAGGUCAGCGUGAAGAAAGAAGAUGUUUGGGAUGAGAAAACGCAAUGACGGUAACGCGUGGUCGUUAGAUUAUCACACACAUGUAACUAUUAAAACAAGUUUAACUAUUCUAGUAACUCUUUGCUGAGGGAAGGCAUGUGUGUUAAUACCCACCCAUACAUGACAGGAUGUAGAUAUAUGCAAAUUAUAUGUAAUAUAUAGAUACAUGCACGCACACACAUAAUAUAUAUAUAUACAUGUGUGUGUGCAUCUGUGCAUGUGUGCAUGCGUGUGUGCGUGCGUGCGUGCGUGUGUGCGCGUGCGUGCGUGAGUGUUGGUGUGUGAGAAAUGUGAGAUGUAAAGAUUAAACAAAGCAGUGACUGUGUUAUCCUGGAAUGAGUGAAUGCCAGAGUUAAUGAGCGACCCAUUGUUGGUGAAUGAACGGACAUGCUGAAAGAAUAACCGAACAAUUCUUGGUGAAUGAGCGGCAGUUUAGUCGUAGAAGACGCUUGUUUAUACGGUUUUUUCUAACAUUGCUUUCUACUACAUGUUUGUGUGAUAUCGGUCAGUUACGUCGGUGUGUAUCUACUCUAUCAACUGUGUUUCAUAUGAGUGGCAAUAUAUCUUGUAUGUAUUUGGUGGUGCUUUGGCAGCUGCCAUUGACACCUACACGUUAUUAUCGAGCUGUUACGGUGAUUUAUGUUCGUAUAAUAUAAACAUUCUUACAACAAA
Molecule: messenger RNA, 2554 nt
Organism: Priapulus caudatus
Lineage: Eukaryota; Metazoa; Priapulida; Priapulimorpha; Priapulimorphida; Priapulidae
Product: tumor necrosis factor alpha-induced protein 8-like protein 1
Exons: 3
Coding region: 447-1121 (224 amino acids)
Biological process (GO): regulation of apoptotic process
Cellular component (GO): cytoplasm
Source: RefSeq, a predicted model, not a curated record